GCCGACCGCCGGGGAUUUUCUUCAGUUCAUCUGAAUAUACCCAUGCAUCUUCAAGUGCAGCAGCCACGUACGCAUGCGCUGGUGGGAUUUUUGCGCCGCCAAAGCCAAUUCCCAGCGCACCAGGCGAUGAGGAGCAGCAGUUCAACUAACGCAGGAGCAUCCAUCGUCUGGUAACCUACGAGCAGUAACCAGGUAGAUGAACUGCUGCUCCUCCUGAGUGCCUCAUCAAAACGCAGGAGGAGCAACAGAUCAUCUACCUCUACAGCCCCCCCUGCCUCGUAGUGUCGCCGAUGUCAAAAUUCCGAGGGCCGCGAACAUGAUCAACC
Molecule: messenger RNA, 326 nt
Organism: Amoebophrya sp. A25
Lineage: Eukaryota; Dinophyceae; Syndiniales; Amoebophryaceae
Source: the annotation of a GenBank genome assembly